AGGUUUUGCGUUUCACGUUGAUGGUGGAAGAGCACACUCAGCAGAGUGAGGGUUGCUAGUGGCAGUUGCACUGACAUAGACAAACAAAGCUAGGUUUGUGUUUCUAUUGUGAAAUCAUUUGUAUUUGUGGUUAUCAUCAUAAUCAUCAGCAUCUCGGGUGUUCGUUUUUGUGAGGUUGGAAAACCCUAGAAUCGCAACAAGAUGAGGAUUAUGAUAAAGGGCGGUGUUUGGAAAAACACCGAGGAUGAAAUCCUGAAAGCAGCUGUUAUGAAAUAUGGUAAAAACCAGUGGGCUCGAAUCUCUUCGCUCCUUGUUCGCAAAUCUGCUAAGCAAUGUAAGGCUCGUUGGUAUGAGUGGCUCGAUCCUUCCAUUAAAAAGACCGAGUGGACAAGAGAAGAGGAUGAGAAACUGCUUCAUCUUGCUAAGCUUAUGCCCACUCAGUGGAGAACGAUUGCUCCAAUUGUUGGUCGUACCCCUUCUCAGUGCCUUGAACGGUAUGAGAAACUACUUGAUGCAGCAUGUGUAAAGGAUGAUAACUAUGAACCUGGUGAUGACCCGAGGAAAUUGCGUCCUGGGGAAAUUGAUCCGAAUCCUGAGUCAAAGCCCGCACGCCCGGAUCCUGUUGAUAUGGAUGAGGAUGAGAAGGAGAUGCUUUCCGAAGCACGAGCUCGGUUAGCCAACACUAAGGGCAAGAAGGCGAAAAGGAAAGCUAGGGAGAAACAGCUUGAGGAAGCUAGGAGGCUUGCUUCUUUACAGAAAAAGAGAGAACUGAAGGCUGCUGGAAUUGAUAUCAGGCAGCGGAGGCGGAAAAGGAAAGGAAUAGACUAUAAUGCUGAGAUUCCCUUCGAGAAGAGGCCUCCUCCAGGGUUUUUUGAUGUUGCUGAUGAGGAUAGACCAGUGGAACAGCCCAAGUUCCCUACUACAAUUGAAGAACUUGAGGGAAAAAGAAGGGUUGAUCUUGAAUCACAGUUAAGAAAGCAAGACAUUGCAAAGAAUAAAAUUGCACAAAGGCAAGAUGCCCCAUCUGCUAUUCUGCACGCCAACAAGCUGAAUGACCCAGAAACGGUUAGAAAGAGAUCAAAACUGAUGCUUCCGCCACCUCAGAUUUCUGACCAUGAAUUGGAUGAAAUUGCAAAGUUGAGUUCUGCCAGUGACCUUGCAGGAAGUGAGGAAUUUGCAGAAGGUAGCAGUGCUACACGUGCUCUUCUGGCUAAUUAUGCACAGACACCCAGCCAAGGAAUGACUCCUCUAAGAACUCCUCAGAGAACACCAGCUAGUAAAGGAGAUGCUAUCAUGAUGGAAGCUGAAAAUCUGGCCAGGUUAAGGGAGUCUCAGACACCAUUGUUAGGAGGAGAUAACCCAGAGUUACAUCCUUCAGAUUUUUCUGGGGUCACUCCUAAGAAAAAGGAAAUUCAGACUCCAAACCCAAUGCUGACUCCCUCUGCAACUCCUGGAGGUGCAGGCCUUACUCCCCGAAGUGGUAUGACACCGGCAAGGGAUGGUAUUUCUUUUGGCAUGACUCCAAAGGGAACUCCUCUAAGGGAUGAGCUACAUAUUAAUGAGGACAUGGAUAUGCAUGACAGUGCUAAACUUGAGCUAGCAAGACAAGCUGAUAAGAGAAGAGGUUUGCGCUCUGGUUUAGGCAGCCUUCCGCAGCCUAAAAAUGAGUACCAGAUAGUGAUGCAACCAGUUCCAGAAGAUGCUGAAGAGUCUGAGCAGAAGAUUCAAGAGGAUAUGUCUGAUAGAAUAGCUAGAGAAAAGGCAGAAGAAGAGGCACGACAGCAGGCAUUACUUAGAAAACGAUCAAAAGUCCUUCAAAGAGAACUUCCUAGGCCUCCUACUGCAUCAUUGGAACUUAUAAGAAAUUCCUUGAUGCGAACUGAUGGCGACAAGAGUUCCUUUGUUCCACCGACUUCUAUUGAGCAAGCUGAUGAAAUGAUUAGAAGGGAGCUUCUAACUUUGCUGGAGCAUGACAAUGCUAAGUAUCCGCUUGAUGAGACUGUGAAUAAGGAGAAAAAGAAAGGUGCUAAGCGUACAGCAAAUGGGCCUGCAGUCCCUCUGAUAGAAGAUUUUCAGGAAGACGAGAUGAAUGAUGCUGAUCAGUUGAUAAAGGAGGAGGCCCAGUAUCUUCGUGUGGCAAUGGGGCAUGAAAGUGAAUCCCUUGAUGAAUUUGUUGAAGCACAUACGACUUGCAUUAAUGAUCUGAUGUACUUUGCCACCCGUAAUGCCUAUGGUCUAUCAAGUGUUGCUGGUAACAUGGAGAAGGUAGAAGCUUUGCAGAAUGAAUUUGAGAAUGUGAGAAGCAAGUUGGAUGAUGGUAAGGAGAAGAUAGUACGCCUUGAGAAGAAAGUGACAGUACUUACACAAGGCUAUGAGACAAGGUCAAAAAAAAGUCUUUGGCCGCAAAUUGAGGCCACUUUCAAGCAGAUGGACAUAGCUGCAACAGAAUCAGAGUGUUUCCAAGCUUUACAGAAGCAGGAGCAAUUGGCAGCAUCACACAGGAUAAACAAUAUGUGGGCUGAAGUACAGAAGCAAAAGGAACUUGAGAAAACUUUACAAAAGAGGUAUGGGGAUCUCAUGGCAGAACUAGAAAGGACACAAAAUGUCAUGGACCAGUUCAGGGUACAAGCUCAACAGCAAGAAGAAAUUGAAGCAAACAAUCAUGCACUUGAGCUUACCGAGGCCACAACUGAUGAAAUUAAUGUGCCAGGCACAGAGAUUUGUGAAGCUGUACCUGUCUCCGUUGACCAUGGAAGUGCUACAUCGGUUGGUCCAUGUCAUGAUGGAACGGCCGACCAGCAAGUAGACAUUGUACAAGACCAGGCCAAUUCUAUCUCCAAAAGCGAUAUGGAUGUGGAUUCUUGUAAAGAGCAAAUGACACACGACACUGAUGUUGAAUUGCCUGAUGCACCUGUUGCUGAGGAUGGCAGUGCUAAAGUGGUAGAAGGUAACAACGUUGACAGUUAUAUUGAAAACAGAGAGGCCACACUAGAUAUGAGUGCUGCAGUGGAAACAAGUAGUAUCGAGGGAACCGGGGAGGAUAGAGAUGUUGAGAAACCAGAUGAGGUCGUGGAAGCGGUAAACCAAUAUGAUAAAUAGUUUAAGAGAAACCACCCCGUUUGAAAAGUUUGUGGGGGUAAUAGAUUGAGUUGUUGCUCAACCCAGAUUUUGAUGAGUCACUAUCUGAAUGAAUUGCAUGGAGUGAGUCCCUGUUUAUUGGACGGUCACUGGCAAAAGUAUGUAAUAUUUGUGAUCAGCGGAUAAAUUGUAGUAGCUUAUUGAGAUGGUUACCUGUAUUUUUCGAAUUUUUGUCCUCGUUACUUCCGCCGAGUGGAUGUGGGUGAUGCGCUCUUUACACGUUUGGUAAAGAGCAUAGGAUUUUGCCAAUCAAUUAGAUUUUAAUCCACCUUGCCUUCGUUAAA
Molecule: messenger RNA, 3422 nt
Organism: Gastrolobium bilobum
Lineage: Eukaryota; Viridiplantae; Streptophyta; Magnoliopsida; Fabales; Fabaceae
Product: cell division cycle 5-like protein
Exons: 4
Coding region: 202-3099 (965 amino acids)
Biological process (GO): mRNA splicing, via spliceosome
Cellular component (GO): spliceosomal complex; Prp19 complex
Source: RefSeq, a predicted model, not a curated record